AUGUUGUCGUCGGUUCCACAGAGAAAGACUCGGUGGAAAUCAAAGAAGACAGUAAAAGUCACAAGAUCUUUUCCAACCUUCCCUCCCCUAAAUGCCUGGGAAGAAGUCAGGGGCCUCUUGCCUGUGGAUGGGGAGCCAAACCCUGGAGUGGGCCUGGGUGUAGAGGAGGGACUGCUCUGCCAGAUGCUUCAUUCUCCAGAAUUCAACCUAUUUCCUGACUCAGUGGUAUUUGAAAGCAACUUUGUCCAGGUCAGAAAGGGCAGGAGCUGGAUAGACAUCUACAAAGCCUCCAACACCAUGGCCCUUGGGGUAACCUCCUCUGUGCCCUGCCUGCCCCUUCCCAAUAUCCUCCUCAUGGCUAGUGUCAAAUGGCACCAGGGACAGAGCCAGACAUGGAACAGACCAUCUACAGCCCCAAACAUCAAGCUGAAGAGGAUUCUCCCAUUGAAGUUUGUGGAGCUCCAAGUCUACGACCAGCUUCAGCGCAUCCUGCGGUUGAGGACAGUCACUGAGAAGAUCUACUAUCUCAGGCUCCACCCUGACCAUCCUGAAACUGUCUUCCACUUCUGGAUCCGACUGGUUCAAAUUCUGCAUAAGGGCCUGUCUAUCACCACCAAAGACCCUAGGAUUCUUGUCACUCACUGUCUGGUACCCAAGAAGAGCUGCAGCCCCUCGGGAGACUCUAACUUAGUACAGAAGAAACCCCAAGCCUCCCAGCCCAGUGAGAGCCUCAUGCAGCUGAUGGCCAAGGGGGAGAGUGAGGCACUCUCUCAGAUUUUUGCCGACUUGCACCAGCACGAUGAGUUCAGGAGCAGCAAAAAGACACAGACCAAAUGGGACAGCUCAGAGAAAGACACUCCCAGCGAAGACAGCAUCCCUUGCACGCGUGACCUCAGUUGGAGAGAUUCAUUCACUUAUGGAGAGUGGGAAAGAGAGAACCCCUCUGGGCCCCAGCCCCUUUCACUCCUCAGCACCCUGGCAGCCUCCACCAGGCCACAGCUGACCUCACUCAUAGCUGAGUUGAGUGAAAUCCUAAAUGUGGCAGCUCCCUAG
This is a messenger RNA of Nyctereutes procyonoides (raccoon dog), 1053 nucleotides long. RefSeq names its product golgi associated RAB2 interactor 1B (gene GARIN1B). The coding region runs from base 1 to 1053 and encodes 350 amino acids. The transcript is spliced from 7 exons. Lineage: Eukaryota; Metazoa; Chordata; Mammalia; Carnivora; Canidae. Gene Ontology annotation, cellular component: nucleus. The record is from RefSeq and is a predicted model, not a curated record.